AUGCUGGAAGAAGUUUCAAAUGAAAUUUUGAAAAAAAAAUGUGGUGCACUAGAGGAACUCGGUAACUUGACCAGUUUGAACGAGCUUGAUGUACAUGAAGGCAGGUUCCUCUCCUCACUAAUCAAGCUUGGUAGCUGCAAGCUACAGUCUUUUAGGAUAUGGAGGAAGUGCCCUGAUGAUGUCAAGUUCUUAGAAUCAUGGUCUCCUCCGCCAUUUUCCCUCCAAAGAUUUGAGAUGAGUGGCUGCUACAGUUUCAAGUGGAUUCCAUGCUGGAUUUCACCAGCACUGACCAGUCUUGCAUACCUAGAAAUUAAUAUAGUGGAAGUAACACAGACGGAUCUGUGCAUACUUGGAGAGAUGCCUGCCUUGCUUCACCUGAGGCUAACAUGCCAGACUUUCAGAAAAGAAAGGCUUAUUUUUUACGGCAGAGGAUUCCAGCAUUUGAAGGGGUUUGUUUAUGAUACUGCUGUAUUACCAUCGGGAAACCUUCUGUUUGUGGAAGGGGCACUGCCAAUGCUUGAGGAUCUUAGCCUAAUCUACUGUGUAUCAAUGGUUAAUGCCUAUGGGUUUUUCUUGGGUAUUGAGCACCUCUCAAGACUGAAAAAUGCACAGGUUCACCUCUACAAAGAGGACGCGGCAUCUUCUGAUAUCGCUUUCGCAGAAGCUACUAUAAAGAAUGAAGCAGAUGACAAUCCCAACCGUCCCAGAGUAACUCUGGUAGAACAUGUAAAGGGAGAGGAUUAUUGCUCUGACGGUUGUCCUAACAGAAUCGUGACAGAUCAAGGACUAUAUGCCAAUACAACUAACCAGAAGGGAACUUAAAUUCAUGAAAUACUACAAGUGAGGUGCCGCGCUGCUGCCCGCUCGACUGCAACACGGUGGUGAAGCCUGGAACUAUGAUGGAAGUUCGAACAAAAGGGGGCCGGCCCCGGAUGGAGGGGUCAUAAUUGCUGUUUGCUAUGUUGUACUAGGAGGAUUUUAUUUUAUUUUUUUGAACUCGGAUCACAUUGUUUUGACUGGUUAUUCUUAUUAUGAAUCAAGCUCACCUCUUGGGGUGGAGCUUUGUUUGGUCUUA
Messenger RNA from Hordeum vulgare subsp. vulgare (domesticated barley), 1075 nucleotides. RefSeq lists its product as uncharacterized. Lineage: Eukaryota; Viridiplantae; Streptophyta; Magnoliopsida; Poales; Poaceae. The transcript is spliced from 2 exons. The record is from RefSeq and is a predicted model, not a curated record. Bases 1 to 822 code for a protein of 273 amino acids.